GACUCAGACAAGUACAGAGCAGCUGUCGUCUUCUGGACUCUUCUUCUCCAAGAAAAACCGAAUGAGCCUUCCUGUUCUCUCUUGAAGUUUAGCCCAUACCUCCCGCAGCCUCUUCUUUUGCAUCUACAGCCUUGUCUUUUACGACAAGCCAAGAGCGAGUCACGCGAGCUCACUGAACGUGAUCUGACAAAAAUUGUCAUUGGUUUCGAUUUCACUCGAUAUGGCCAAUCCAACUGCGGGACCACCCGUGGAUGUACUAUCCAAGGAGACAGAGACCGCGGCAGAAGGCUCCAAAGCAGAGGGAGGCGCAAAGGAAGUUUCGAAAAGAGCAGCAGCCAAAGCCGCCAAAAAGGCUGCCGCAGCAGCAAAGAAGGCGGAGCUAGCUCUGCGACCUAAGGAGAAGCCAGCUGAAUCAGUUAAUACGACGCCAACUUCGAUGUUUGACCAAGGCUGGCUGAAAGCUGUAUAUGAAGAGAAAAAGGUCCCACACGUAUAUACGCGCUUCCCGCCUGAGCCCAAUGGCUUUCUACACAUUGGUCACGCAAAGGCUAUUGCAGUUAACUUUGGCUUUGCAAAGCGAUGGGGUGGAGACUGCUACCUGAGGUUCGAUGACACGAAUCCAGAGAAGGAGGAAAGCAUUUAUUUUCAGAAAAUUAAAGAAAUGGUUGAGUGGUUGGGUUUCAAACCAUAUAAGAUCACCCACAGUUCAGAUUACUUUGAUCGAUUAUACGAGCUUGCGGAAGAAUUGAUCAGGAGGGACAAGGCGUAUGUUUGUCAUUGCUCAAAGGAAGAAAUCAAUAUGCAGCGCGGUGGACCUGACAACAAAGGCAAACGAUACGCAUGCGCUCAUCGAGAACGACCCACCGAAGAGUCUCUUGCAGAAUUCAGGGCCAUGCGGGACGGCAAGUAUAAGCCAGGCGAAGCCUUCUUGCGCAUGAAACAAUCCCUUACCGAUCCUAAUGAAGGCAAUCCUCAGAUGCACGACCUCCCAGCCUACAGGAUUCUGGACAAGCCCCAUCCUCAAACAGGAGACAAAUGGCGAAUAUAUCCGCUGUAUGACUUCGCGCACUGCAUAUGCGAUCAAAUCGAGAAUAUAUCCCACUCACUAUGCACAGUUGAGUUUUUCCAGUCCCGAGUUUCAUAUAAUUGGCUGCUGGAAGAACUCGAUUUGAAGAAGCGUGGAUCUGAUGAAGUCGGCCCGAUGCAGCGCGAGUAUGGUCGUCUGAACGUGGAAGGUACCAUCCUUUCGAAACGCAGGAUUCAGCUUCUUGUUAAGGGUGGCGAGUUUGCUCUUCCCAAUGGUGAAAUACGCAAAGUACCUCCUGCAGUCCGUGGUUGGGAUGACCCACGACUCUACACAUUGAUCGCUCUGCGGAGAAGAGGCAUACCUGCUCAGGCUCUUCUUAACUUUGUCUCGGAGCUGGGUGUCACCACCGCAAACACAAACAUUCAAACCUUCAAACUUGAAGCCAGCGUUAGAAAAUAUCUAGAACGGACAGUUCCACGCCUUAUGCUUGUACUAAACCCUAUCAAGAUCGUCAUAGAAGAUCUUCCGGAGGACUUCAAGGAAGAUCUCACGAUACCAUUUGAUCCCAAGGAUGCUUCCAAAGGCUCCCGAACGGUUACACUUGAGCGGAGUCUUUACAUCGAGCAAUCUGACUUCCAGAGCAUUCAUUCGCCUGAAUUUUUUCGACUUACGCCUGAACAGCCAGUCGGUUUACUAAACGUCCCAUUCGCUGUGAAAUAUGUAGGCACCGGUGACGAUGGCAUACUCCGCGUUGCUAGGUUAGAAGGCGUUAAACCAAAAGCCUAUAUUCACUGGGUGCCUGCCUCCCUAGGCCUAAAGGUCAGAGCGCGCCAGUACAAUGCGCUCUUCACUGUCGACGAGCCCAACACCCUUGACUGGAAAUCUGGUGGUUACGCUGACAGUCUUAAUCCAAAUUCUGAAGUUGAAUUCAGCAAUGCUAUUAUUGAACCGGCCUUUAAGGAAUUGAUCUCAAAGAAGGAAAACGGUGUAUCACCAACGAGCGGGGCUAGCGAUGACAUCGUCCGCUUCCAGGCUGUCAGAACGGCAUAUUUCGCUGUAGACCCAGUAGAGAGCGAGGCUGAUGGUGUGAUCCUUAAUCAGAUUGUGACCUUGAAGGAAGAUUCUAAGAAGGGAAAGUGAACGUUCUGUGUUGGUUAAAUAUAAGUCUCUAGCUAUAUGUGGUCAUUUGGGAACAAUCUGAGUCAAAGUCAGUGGAGAAGUUGAUAUCGGAAUAGAGUAGACAUAUUAGCGCUGAUGGCAUUCAGUUUUUGAUCUAUUUAUUAACAAAAUAAACUAACUGGAUUAGACCAAUCUUUUCCUAGA
Messenger RNA from Verruconis gallopava, 2350 nucleotides. RefSeq names its product glutamine-tRNA ligase. The record is from RefSeq and is a predicted model, not a curated record. Gene Ontology annotation, cellular component: cytosol; cytoplasm. NCBI's taxonomy places the organism in Eukaryota, Fungi, Ascomycota, Dothideomycetes, Venturiales, Sympoventuriaceae. Bases 221 to 2167 code for a protein of 648 amino acids. Gene Ontology annotation, biological process: glutaminyl-tRNA aminoacylation; translation. The transcript has 2 exons. Gene Ontology annotation, molecular function: glutamine-tRNA ligase activity; ATP binding.